GGUACGGAGAGCUAAAUGGUAACGCAGGAGAAAGAGAAGUGUCAUUAAAGGGCCUGUGCUCUGAUGAAACCACCACCCCAGGAUCCAGGGUACCCAAUGGCAGCCAGCAGCUCGUAGACACUAACGUGACCCCAAAGCAGACUGUGAAAACCAGUGCUUUGGGGAAAGCUGGAAUCAAAACUAAGAACUUCAUUCAGAAAAAUAGCAUGGACAAAAAGAAUGAGAAAUCCUACGAGAAUAAACUUAGAGAAAGCCAAUCCUCAGACAAGCCAGAGGGAGUGUCUAUCCCAAAUGGUGUGGUCACCAAUAAUUCUAGCUACAUCACAAAUGGCUACGUAGGCAAAGGGGCCGAUAACGAUGGUAGCGGCUCCGAGAGUGGAUAUACUACGCCUAAAAAACGGAAAGGAAGGCGCAACAGUGCCAAGGGUUGUGAGAACUUGAAUCUAGUCCAGGACAAAAUAAUGCAACAGGAGGUUAGUGCACCAACCUUAAAACAGGAACUUGAAAGUUUCAAGCCUGAUUAUAGUGAACAAAAGGGGAACCGAAUUGAAAAUACUAAGCCUGUUUGGAAAUAUGAGGCUGGGGCUAGUGGAGCAGGCCGGGGAAAGCCUGGGCUUGGGGACAUACAGCGAAAAAACUCUGAUGCCAAACCUGGGAUUAGCAGCAAGAAGUUUGAUGACCGGCCCAAAGGGAAGCACGCAUCGUCAGCUACAUCUAAAGAGGACUCAUGGACCUUAUUUAAACCACCCCCAGUUUUUCCAGUGGACAAUAGCAGUGCUAAAAUCGUUCCCAAAAUAAGUUAUGCAAGUAAAGUUAAAGAAAACCUCAACAAAGCAGCUCAAACCCCAUCCACGUCGUCUUCGUCAUCUUCGUCAUCUGCUGGGGAAACUCAGGCCCAAACAUCAAGUCGUCUGUCCCAAGUCCCCAUGUCUGCUAUGAAAUCUGUUACUUCUGCUAGCUUCUCGAAUGGGCCAAUUCUAGCAGGGACUGAUGGAAGUGUCUAUUCUCCAGGGACCCAGCCACUGCUCUCAACUGCUGCUAGUACUGUACCAUCAACCUCCUCCGAGUCAGUACCCCAGGACACCAGUACAACUUCAACAGCUCUCGAACAAAAGAAAUCUAGCCUUUUUAUCUACCCUUCAAAUAUGCAAACUGUGCUUCUGGGUACAGGGCAAGUCGAUUUCCCAUCGCAGACGAAUCAGCAGAACCUGGGAGAUAUUUUCCAGAAUCAGUGGGGCUUGUCUUUCAUAAACGAGCCCAGCGCUGGACCCGAAACUGUUGUGGGGAAAUCUGCAGAUAAUAAGUUAAUGGAAGUGACAUUUCAAGGGGAAUAUCCUGCCACUUUGGUUUCACAGUGUGCUGAAAUCAUUCCCUCAGGAACUGAACAACCUGUGUUUCCUAAGGCUUAUGAGCUGGAAAAACGGACUAGCCCUCAAAUUCUUAGUGCUGUUCUUAAGCCUGGGACUGCUGUUGAGGGUGGUGUCUUAGCUUUGGAGUCGCAUCACACGGGUGACCUACAAAAAGCAGACACCGGUAGCCAAGGUGCUUUAGUGUUUCUUUCAAAAGACUAUGAAAUAGAGAAUCCUCUGGCCUCUCCUACGAACAAUUUGCUAGCCUCCGCCAAAGAACAGAGGUACCAGAGAGGCCUAGAAAGGAAAGAUAGCUGGGGUUCUUUUGACCUGAGGGCUGCUAUUAUAUAUCACACUAAAGAAAUGGAAUCGGUUUUGAAUUUGCAGAAGCAAGAUCCCAAAAGGAUAAUCAUUUACGAUGAAGCCAUGGAUCGCCCGGAUCAAUGAAGGUAGCAAGACGAGACUGCCUGUUAUAACCUUUCUGCAGCAUUUGUGCUGUUCGUGGGGGACAAAAGGCUUUUAUGCUCCUUCUAAAUCUUCAGUGCAGCAGAGGAACCAUAACUAGAAUCACAGGAUAAUAUAUACAAAUAUAUAUAUAGUUAUUUAAAAAUGGCAACUGAAAGUAAUUAGACUCUUAAGGAAUCUGAAAAUUUAUUUCAACGAGACUACACACGUGAUUAUUUAAUCUCCGGUACUGAAUAGAUUUUUUUCAGUUUUUUGUUUUCUUUUUUUGUUUAAAGAGUGAAUGCAAGAGAUUAAUGAAUACAGACUCAAUUUACAAGCCCGGUUCUAAAGUUCCUGCUGUCGUCUACAAGGGCAACAGCAACCCACUGGAGAAGCAUUUCCACUUGACAAGGUUUCUGUUUCUUGUUCUGUGACUGUAGUGACACACUAAUCACAGGGAAAUCAGGAUGAUUCACCAUCCUUCAUCUCCCCUUUCCCUUCCACCUCCCCUAUUUGGGUUAAUUAAUUUUUUGUUCUGUUUUGUUUUCAUUGAAUGCUGGAGAAACGCCUUGAAGUUUGCGGAGUUUAUCUUUUUUUUUUUCUCCAGAGAAUUAUAAUCCGCAUGUUUUGCCAGGAGUAAAGCAGCCAGUUCUAUGCUGGGGAUAUUGUCUUAAAGCAGCAUUCUUCUGGGGGAAAAGAUGAUAAUACUGCAGUUCUAGGAUGCAUGGUGAAGUCAUACAGUUGACCUGGCUCCGGUUACACGUGGGACUAUGACAACUGAAGAGUUUUUUCAUUUUAAAAGGCAACAUGCAAAAAUAAGCAAUCUGUUUAGGCAUUUAAUAUGGAG
Messenger RNA from Antrostomus carolinensis (chuck-will's-widow), 2640 nucleotides. It is a transcript of the gene NUFIP2, whose product is annotated as nuclear FMR1 interacting protein 2. NCBI's taxonomy places the organism in Eukaryota, Metazoa, Chordata, Aves, Caprimulgiformes, Caprimulgidae. The record is from RefSeq and is a predicted model, not a curated record. Gene Ontology annotation, cellular component: nucleoplasm; cytoplasmic stress granule. Gene Ontology annotation, molecular function: RNA binding. The transcript is spliced from 3 exons. The annotation marks the transcript as partial.